Molecule: messenger RNA, 1915 nt
Organism: Hibiscus syriacus
Lineage: Eukaryota; Viridiplantae; Streptophyta; Magnoliopsida; Malvales; Malvaceae
Product: protein indeterminate-domain 12-like
Exons: 5
Coding region: 481-1812 (443 amino acids)
Cellular component (GO): nucleus
Molecular function (GO): DNA-binding transcription factor activity
Source: RefSeq, a predicted model, not a curated record
CUUCACCUUCUGUACUCUAUUAUAUACAGGACCCUGCUACUGAAACUUUCCCUCUUAUUCCCUCUCUCCCUCUCUCAUAUCUCAAAUCUAUCUGUGAAUCUUUAUAUACACAUAAAUGGAUGGAUGGAGAGGGUUAUCGGGUAGUGGAGAGAUUUAGAGAAAACAAAGAACAUCUUCUUGUCUGUAUUUUUCCAUAUGUUUUGAUAGCAUGCGGAGAGCAGUUUUUUCAGCUGCUUAUAUAUCUAAGAGAUAGAUACGAAAGAGAUACAUACAUACAUAUAUGUGUAUAUAUCUGAAUUGCGUUGCAGAGUUGUUCAGACAAGCAAUCCAUGGCUAGAUAGCGACUUGGAGGGAUAACCCAUCAUAAUCUUUUCACGAGAUAUAUUUUGCUUUUGCUGCUCUUUGUUAUUUACAGUGUGUGUGUUUAGUUUGCAUCAAUAGCUGGGGAUUCAUCAGACAAGAGUUUUCUUGUUCCCAGUCAUGGUUCAUACAGCUAUGUCCAAUUCUACUUCUUUGUCUGAAGAGGCUAGUACUGUUUCUUCUAGUUUUGGUGGCUUAAUCCCUAUUGUUUCAACCAUUUCUCCACAGAAGCAGCCACAAAACAUCAAGAAAAAAAGAAGCCUUCCAGGGAAUCCAGACCCAGAUGCUGAAGUGAUUGCUCUAUCUCCAAAAACACUAUUGGCCACCAAUAGAUUUGUGUGUGAGAUCUGUAACAAAGGUUUUCAGAGAGACCAGAACCUUCAGCUUCAUAGGAGAGGCCAUAAUCUUCCAUGGAAGCUGAAGCAAAGAAACAACAAAGAGAUGAAAAAGAGAGCCUAUGUUUGCCCCGAGCCUACAUGCGUCCACCACCAUCCUUCCAGGGCUUUAGGUGAUCUUACGGGGAUCAAGAAACACUAUUGCAGAAAACAUGGAGAGAAGAAAUGGAAGUGCGAGAAAUGCUCAAAGAUUUAUGCUGUUCAAUCUGAUUGGAAAGCUCAUACUAAGACCUGUGGAACUAGAGAAUACAGAUGUGACUGUGGAACUCUUUUCUCUAGGAAAGAUAGCUUUAUAACUCAUAGAGCAUUUUGUGAUGCAUUAGCUGAAGAAAGUGCAAGGCUCUCCGCCAACCAACUUGCCUCCGCCGCCGUGAAUCCAACUCUCCACCAUUUGACAUCCCAUGCAAACCCCAACGCCGGUCACUCUUCUCUUUUCCCUUUCGAAACCCAUAUCUCUCUCAAUCCAUGGGUUGACCCUACUCAAACGGCUAACCCUAACCCUAAUCCUAAUACCUCACUUCAUGUCAAGCCCGAGUCUCGCCAUUUCGUGCCAUUCUUCCAGGAACAACCGCUGCCGCCAACUCCAAAGACCUUGAUCGCCUCACCCUUCCAAAGCCUCCAUGUCAGUAACAACGGUCCAUCCAUCGUUGCUGCUGCUACCACGUCGACGACUCCUCACUUGUCGGCCACAGCGCUCCUUCAAAAGGCUGCCACCGUUGGUUCAACCGCCACGCAUAUAACCACCACCAACGGCAGCAGCAGCAGCAGCAUGGGGUGUCAUGUUUCCCAGGAUUACUUUGGGUUCACGUGCGGGAACCUGGACACGUGGCAGAAGAGUAGCGACCGAUUCACCAGGGAUUUUCUAGGUUUGACCGGAGACCAUCACCAUCAUGGUGGAGGUGGCAAUGGGGAUGUUAACGUUAGCAUGAACGUGAAGGGCGUGCUAAGCUACGCCGGUCAAGUGGAGUUGCAGCACCAUGAGAGAGACCACUCGUUGUUGAAGCCCCAAGGUUUCGGAUUCGAUGAGCCUCCCCCGGAAACAUGGGCUGAUUGUUGAAGCCGAUAACAAAAUGAUAAAACCAGUGGCGGUAAUAUAGUAAUAAUUUAGAAAUAUUUGGAAGAAAAACGAAAGAAAGAAAGAAGGGCCAUGAUAUAAUCCA